This is a messenger RNA of Punctularia strigosozonata HHB-11173 SS5, 438 nucleotides long. RefSeq lists its product as uncharacterized. The transcript has a single exon. Lineage: Eukaryota; Fungi; Basidiomycota; Agaricomycetes; Corticiales; Punctulariaceae. The annotation marks the transcript as partial. The record is from RefSeq and is a predicted model, not a curated record.
CCGUCGCCCUCGGCUCCUUUCACACCACCUCACUCCGUGAUUGUCGUCAAUGCCCUCUGGUAUACGAGUCUGCUGUUCGCACUGGCUCCGGUCCUGAUCGGACUCUUCGCAAAGCAAUGGCUUCGGGAGUACCUUUCAUGGACUCGCGUUGCUCCCCACGACUUGGCACUGCAUAGGCGAGCGUGCCGUUACGACGGCUUCCGGCGUUGGAAAGUGAAAGGCAUCAUCACCGCCCUUCCGGCCUUACUGCAGAUAUCUCUGAUCCUUUUUUUCGCCGGGUUGAUCGUCCUCCUUCAUACCCUCAGCACUGUCAUUCAACGCUUAGUCGCUUCGGUGGUGGGAUUGACGCUGCUAUGCGUCGUCGCUAUGCUUGUCUUGCCAACAAUCAGGACGGAUUGCCCUUACCGAAGCCCUCUCGCUUGGACCGUGGUAGAGGCA